CUCACGCUCAACUUCUCGUUAUCAACUUUUCUAAGUCUUGGUUUUGGCUUUCCCAGUCUCAACGCCACAAGCACACCAGUGUGUCAUAGACGACUCGAAGAAGGAAACAUUGCUUGGUGCUAACGCCAGCCAUUGGUCCUGUACUUUCGCUCCCGCCCUGGCUCUUGCUCUGCCUCUCGCGUUCGCACUUUGAAAACCUGGAGAGAUCUGAGUCUAGUAUCAAGCCUUUCAACGUGGUUUCCAAGACUCGUUACCCUACUUCGCCUCGACGGAUCGACGCCACGCCCAUCUCGCAACCUCGUGGCAUUGAUUCACUUCCCGAGCACGAGGACAAAGUCUUGUUCACCUCGUGGCUCUAGGCAUCGUCGGCUUCUAUUCUCGAACCCUGCCAUCGAUUCGCCUGGUCUCUUUCACCCCUUGCGUUCUCUCACCCGAGCAUCCGGAGUCACAGCCGCUCUCGGAUAAUUUCUACAGUCUCGGAUUCCGACGAGCCCGCGGCUUAUUCGGCCUUCACCACCUCUUCCGGAUACCGCCUCUCUGUCACUCACCCCUCCACCAUGUUAUCGGAAGAAUUCUACUCCUGUAUCUGCGGCCCGCCUAUUGCGGCAAACACGGCCGUAUCAAAAGAUAUCGGCAUCUACGCUCAUACUCUUAGCCCCAGCUACACCGUCAAGUCAACUCUCAAGAGAAGUGCUACCCCGGCCCACUGCUUGGCCAUCAGUGACUCGCAUGUCUUUGCCGCCCAGCACGAAAAGUCCCAGGUCCACGUCUACUCAAGAUCGCGGGGCAUCCAAGAAACAGUCGUUACCUUUCCAGAACGGAUUCGGAGCUUGGCGUUGAUUGACGAUGUCUUGGCGUUAGGCACCUCCGAGGGCAGGUUGAUCCUGUGGGAGACAUGCACUGGUCGCCAGCUGGUCACACCACCCUGCCACGUCCAAGCCGUUUCGUGUCUGGCCGUCACGCCCUAUCACAUCCUCACAGGCUCCGAAGAUUCCAACAUUCACGUUUGGACAAUCUCCCGUCUGCAAGAGCUGGAUGCUUCUGUGGAGAGCGAGCCGGACCGUACGCUCUCCAACCACAGGGCUGCCAUCACGUCGCUCGCUGUCAGUGGAAGUGUCAACCCGGAAACCAACAUCUGCGUCUCGUCCAGCAAAGACAAGACUUGCAUCAUCUGGAACUAUCAAACGGGCGAUGUUCUGCGUACACUGUUGUUCUCCACGGCUCCGCUGUGCGUUUCCAUGGAUCCCUGCGGUCGUGCCGUCUUCGUUUCAAGUGAGGACAGGGCUCUCUACCUCGUAGAGAUCUUUGGUGAGAAGCCGCUCAUUGGUCCGAAUAGCACUGAAUCAUCGUCGACUGUCGUUCAAGUAAAUUCACCGAUUGGAGUUGCUGAUGAAGAUGCUGGCUCGGCUUUGUGCUUGGCACCAAACCAUGAUGGCACAACAAUCUUAUCCGGUCAUGCAAAAGGCAAAAUCUUGCAAUGGCAGCUGGCCGAAAACGGUCACCCCACAGAGUUGACAGACCUCAAUGCCUCUGUGACGAACUUGGUGUUUCCGCCAUUGCUGCAAAUACCUCGACCCACAAAAGCUGUUGCAGUUGUCAAGCCCACUCAGACCGAGCGGCAAUUCACCUUUACAUCUCAACUAAACACAAGUCUCGAACAAGAGACGAGAUUCGGCAAGAUGCUCAAUGGCUUUGGCUUGCCUGAUGAUGCGCUUGAGGCCGCCAUUCUUUCGUUCCAGGAGUCUCAUGCACAACAAUGUGCCACGGAUGAAGAGGCUCAGCAAGAGACUGAAGAGUUGUGGGAUAUUAUCAACGAGCAACGGGCGUUACACAAGCUGACUAUGCAGCCGUACCAUGAAGCCAAAUCAUCUCAUACCUGA
Colletotrichum scovillei is the source of this 1880-nucleotide messenger RNA. Its product is annotated as WD domain-containing protein. NCBI's taxonomy places the organism in Eukaryota, Fungi, Ascomycota, Sordariomycetes, Glomerellales, Glomerellaceae. Gene Ontology annotation, molecular function: protein binding. Gene Ontology annotation, biological process: rRNA processing; DNA-templated DNA replication. Gene Ontology annotation, cellular component: nuclear pre-replicative complex. The record is from RefSeq and is a predicted model, not a curated record. The coding region runs from base 558 to 1880 and encodes 440 amino acids. The transcript has 2 exons.